CCAGCGAAACGGCCGCCCGGGAUCCCGGCCGUGCCGGCUGUGCCCGCCCAGAGCCGCAGCCGCGCUGUGCUGGAGCCGCACGCCAGAGCGGAGCGGGGAUAGAGCGGGGGCAGAGCGCGGUGAGAGCGGCUGCAGAACCGGGCGCUCCGCAGCAGGCUCCAGCGGGGCCGUGGGCUGAGCUGCUGCGGACAAGGGGCCGCUGUGGGCGGCGGGGUGCUGAACCAUGGCGGUGUGGAUCCAGGCCCAGCAGCUCCAGGGAGAAGCCCUGCGGCAGAUGCAGGCACUCUAUGGGCAGCACUUCCCCAUCGAGGUGCGGCAUUACCUGUCACAGUGGAUCGAGAGCCAGGCAUGGGACUCCAUCGACCUCGACAACCCCCAGGAGAAUGUGAAGGCAACGCAGCUUCUGGAGGGGCUGAUCCAGGAGCUGCAGAAGAAGGCAGACCACCAAGUGGGUGAGGACGGCUUCCUGCUGAAGAUCAAGCUAGGGCACUACGCCACACAGCUGCAGAAUACCUAUGACCGAUGCCCCAUGGAACUGGUGCGCUGCAUCCGGCACAUCCUGUACCAUGAGCAGCGGCUGGUGCGGGAGGCAAACAAUAGCCCUUCCCCGUCCGGCUCCCUGGUGGACGCCAUGUCCCAGAAGCACCUGCAGAUCAACCAGACCUUCGAGGAGCUGCGGCUCAUCACGCAGGACUCGGAGAAUGAGCUCAAAAAACUGCAGCAGACACAGGAAUACUUCAUCAUCCAGUACCAGGAGAACAUGCGACUCCAAGCCCAGUUCUCCCAGCUCUCCCAGCUAGGUCCCCAGGAGCGCAUGUCACGGGAGACGACGCUGCAGCAGAAAAAGGCAUCGCUGGAGGCCUGGCUGCACCGCGAGGCGCAGACACUACAGCAAUACCGUGUGGACCUGGCUGAGAAGCACCAGAAGACACUGCAGCUGCUGCGCAAGCAGCAAACAACCAUCCUGGAUGAUGAGCUGAUCCAGUGGAAGCGUCGACAGCAGCUGGCAGGGAAUGGGGGCCCCCCCGAAGGUACCUUGGAUGUGCUUCAGUCCUGGUGUGAGAAGCUGGCAGAGAUCAUCUGGCAGAACCGGCAGCAGAUCCGCCGUGCCGAGCACCUGUGCCAGCAGCUGCCGAUCCCGGGCCCAGUGGAGGAGAUGCUGUCAGAGCUGAACGGCACCAUCACCGACAUCAUCUCUGCCCUGGUCACCAGCACCUUCAUCAUCGAGAAGCAGCCCCCCCAAGUGCUGAAGACACAGACCAAGUUUGCAGCCACCGUGCGGCUCCUGGUGGGGGGGAAGCUGAACGUGCACAUGAACCCUCCCCAAGUGAAGGCCACCAUCAUCAGCGAGCAGCAAGCCAAGGCCCUGCUGAAGAAUGAGAGCACCCGCAAUGAGAGCAGCGGGGAGAUCCUCAACAACUGCUGUGUGAUGGAGUAUCACCAGGCCACUGGGACACUGAGCGCCCACUUCCGCAACAUGUCCCUGAAGCGGAUCAAGCGCUCAGAUCGCCGUGGGGCUGAGUCAGUGACAGAGGAGAAAUUCACCAUCCUCUUUGAGUCACAGUUCAGUGUCGGUGGGAAUGAGCUGGUCUUCCAGGUGAAGACACUGUCCUUGCCUGUGGUGGUGAUUGUGCAUGGGAGCCAGGACAACAAUGCCACGGCCACUGUGCUUUGGGACAAUGCUUUUGCCGAACCUGGUCGUGUGCCCUUCGCUGUUCCCGACAAGGUGCAGUGGCCACAGCUCUGUGAGGCGCUCAACAUGAAGUUCAAGGCAGAGGUGCAGAGCAGCCGUGGGCUGACCAAGGAGAACCUGGUAUUCCUGGCACAAAAGCUCUUCAACAGUACCAGCUCCCACCUGGAAGACUACAGCAGCACCACGGUGUCCUGGUCCCAGUUCAACCGGGAAAACCUGCCUGGGAGGAAUUACACCUUCUGGCAGUGGUUUGAUGGGGUCAUGGAGGUGCUGAAGAAGCAUUUGAAGCCGCACUGGAACGACGGGGCCAUCCUGGGCUUCGUCAACAAGCAGCAGGCGCAUGACCUGCUCAUCAACAAGCCCGACGGGACCUUCCUUCUGCGCUUCAGUGACUCAGAGAUCGGUGGCAUCACCAUUGCCUGGAAGUUUGACUCCUCUGAGAGGAUGUUCUGGAACCUGAUGCCUUUCACCACCAGGGACUUCUCCAUCCGCUCCUUGGCUGACCGCCUCGGGGAUCUCAGUUACCUCAUCUACGUGUUCCCCGACCGGCCCAAGGACGAGGUGUUCUCCAAGUACUACACGCCGGUUCUCUGUGAGUCCACGCCAGGUACUAAAGCUGUGGAUGGAUAUGUGAAGCCACAGAUCAAGCAAGUGGUACCAGAGUUUGUCAAUGCAUCAGGAGAUUCUGCCCCUGGAGGGGCCACCUACAUGGACCAGGCACCCUCGCCUGCUGUCUGCUCCCAGCCUCAUUACAACAUGUACACCCAGAACCCCGACCCUGUGCUGGACCCCGAGGGUGAUUUUGACCUGGAAGACACGAUGGAUGUGGCGAGGCACGUGGAGGAGCUGCUGCGGCGCCCCGUGGACAGUCAGUGGAUUCCCCAUGCCCAGUCGUGACAGGCAGGCGCCUGGUCCCUUGCCCCUGGCCCCGGCGCUGCGGGGACUGUGCUGUGUUCGUGUCUCUGUGCCAGGGGACAGCGGGUGGGCCCUGCCCCCAGGAUUUGCUCUGUGCCCCGAAACACAGGCUGGUGUCCAGCUCUUUGGUGUUUAUGCCCUUGUAUAAACAGCAGCGGAUUUGUCGCAUGGUUUUCCUGUAUGUUCCUUUUAAGAAGCCCAGCUUCGGCUUUCCGCUUCUGCCCGCACUGGCCCUGCAGUCCCCCUCCCCCCGUGGGGCUGCCAGGGCGGGGGCCACCAGCCUGGCCUCAGGUUUGCUUUCGCAGUCGUCACUAAGAAUGUACAUGUCGCCUUCUUGUUCUCCCCCGCGGCUCCGUUCCCAGGGGUGCGUGAGGGCAGAGGGCAGAGGAGAGGUUCUGCCAGGGCUCCCUUAGCCUGUGCUGGUGCUCUGCUCCACAGUGGCAGGGUCCCUGGAUUUCAUCUUCUCCUCUGCCCCCAAGGAUGCAGGAGCCCCUCCGGCUCCCGGCUUCAGUGUCCCCUCCGGAGCCGGUGCAGCACGAGGGUGGCAGGGUGCAAGGACACCCAGCGAGGGCCGUCGGGUGGGCAGGGGGUUUGGGGAAGCAAAGCCCUCUGCCCCCUGCCUCUCCCCUCGCCUGGGCGGGAAACUCUGGGGUCCUGGCCAUGUUAUUUUUCUAUCACAGAGUAAAUAAAGCACGGAAUAUUUUUGUAACACAAAAGCUCUGGGUGCCAC
This is a messenger RNA of Cinclus cinclus, 3338 nucleotides long. RefSeq names its product signal transducer and activator of transcription 5B. Lineage: Eukaryota; Metazoa; Chordata; Aves; Passeriformes; Cinclidae. Gene Ontology annotation, biological process: regulation of cell population proliferation; defense response; cytokine-mediated signaling pathway. Gene Ontology annotation, molecular function: RNA polymerase II cis-regulatory region sequence-specific DNA binding; DNA-binding transcription factor activity, RNA polymerase II-specific. The record is from RefSeq and is a predicted model, not a curated record. The transcript is spliced from 19 exons. Bases 224 to 2590 code for a protein of 788 amino acids.